AUGUCUUCGAAACCAAAAGCCAGCACUCCCCCCAAGGCCGCCGACAAACAAGCCCUAUCAUGGAUGCGGACGCUCAGCCCAGCCGUCUCCUACUACGACCCUCACCCAGCAUCGCCAACCCACGCAAACGAGCCUCACCUCAUCCUCAUCCUGUCCUGGAUGGGCGCACGACCAGUCCACAUAUCGAAAUACGCACUCCAAUACCGCAAGACCUACCCGUCAUCACGGAUCCUCAUCGCGCAAUGCCCCAUCACCCACAUCGUGUUCCCGUGGCGCACGCGCGCCGAGCUGUCCCCAGCGCUGCCCUACCUCCGCGACCUCUCGGAGCGCCAACAGAAAGCCGACGACGCGGGCGACACGUCGCCAAGGCUGCUCAUCCAGAUCUUCUCAAACGGCGGCAUCCACACAGCAAGCUACCUGCGCCGCAUGCUCCGCGGCGCCCAACCCCACGGCACGCCAGUCCUGCCGCGAUACGUGCUCGUCUUCGACUCCUGCCCGGGCUACUUCCGCUGGAUGAGCUCCUACAACGCCCUGAUGCAAAUGCUCCCCCGGUGGUCCGGUCCCGUCGUCCACACGGCCAUCGCCCUGGUCUGCCUGUACCACUUCCUGCGCCGGCUGCCGGCGAUUCAGAACCGCAACGCCCGCGCCCUCCGGUCCCCGGGGCUGCUGGCGCGAGAGGCAUCGCGCACGUAUCUGUACGGCACCGCGGACGCCCUGAUCCUGUGGCAGGACGUCGAGGACAAUGCCCGCAAAGCCAGCGAGGCCGGCUUCGCCACCCGGCUGGAAAAGUUCGUCGGCGCCAAGCACGUCGACCUCAUGAGGGCAGACCCGGAGCGCUACUGGAAAGCCAUCCAAACCUCGUGGAUGGGCGAGCCGGAGCCGCGGGUGGGUGCCCCAGCAUCCGCGGCCGAGCAUUAG
Molecule: messenger RNA, 918 nt
Organism: Metarhizium album ARSEF 1941
Lineage: Eukaryota; Fungi; Ascomycota; Sordariomycetes; Hypocreales; Clavicipitaceae
Exons: 1
Coding region: 1-918 (305 amino acids)
Source: RefSeq, a predicted model, not a curated record